ACUCGCCUCAACGUCCCUCUUGAUCCUCGGUAUCAAGAGUAUUUCUUCAAAGCCUAUGAAGCACAGGGCGUCGACGCUUUAGACUUCCACGACUUCAAACAGAUGAUGCGGGAGCUGUUGGUGCAACCCGACAUUCAGCUGUAUUUCGACCUCUUUAAACUCCCUACUGAGGCCUUUAUUUCCGAGGAAGGCUAUUCGCGAUUUUUGAGGGAAGUGCAGGGCGUCGAUACACCGCGAGCAAUCAGGGAGGAACUCGAAGCCUUCAGAGCUGCCAACGACGCUUACAAACAGACGCGGCCGGAUCUGGGGGUGUGCUUGACGCUUCUUGGCUUUAAUACGUUGCUCUGUUCUUCUGCCAAUUCUCUCAUGGAUCCUCAACGGCAGAUGCUGCAUCAGUCGCUUUCCCACCCACUCUGCGAUUACUGGAUCAACUCCUCACACAACACGUAUCUUUGCGGCGAUCAGGUUGUUGGUCGUAGCGCAGUUGGACAGUACAUCGAUUUACUGCUGUCAGGCUGUCGCUGUGUUGAGCUAGACUGCUGGAAUGGUGGUGAUGGCGAGCCUGUGCUUUUCCACGGAGUGGGAGGUUACCAGCUGACUGGCAGAAUUCGAUUUCGAGACGUGAUCCAGGCGUGCAAGGACUAUGGCUUUCAGCGCUCACGAUUGCCUAUUAUUCUGUCUCUAGAGAUGCACUGCACGACAAAUCAGAAGGCGCGAAUCACGGAAAUCAUCAGUGAAAUCCUUGGAGAUUCCGUCUACCGAUGUCACCCUACAACGCCACUGCCUUCUCCUGAACGCUUGUUGGGGUGUUUUCUAAUCAAAAGCAAGGUACUCAAUGAACUCGGCGAGUUCAUAGAAGAGGGAGACGAGGAGGAUAUCAAAAUGGAUGCCCUAGAAAUCCAGUUGGCUCAAGAACUGGAGAGUGCGAAUCUUGCGAGGAGUUUUCUGCGUGCAAACGAGAAUGUUUCUGGCGAGGCGUUUGCCAGCGCGGGGUUGACUGCAUCCUCAGCUUCCCCAUCACCAGCAGUUCCCCCCAACGGAAUAAGCGGUGGCACUGAGGCAGCGAUCGACGCGAAAGCGGAGAGAGCAGCUGCCAAAUUAGAGAAGCUCAAAGCGUUCCAGAGAAAUAUAUGUCUUAGGGGACGAAAACUGAGGGGAUUCGAUCAACCUAGAAAUCCCAUGGAUAUCUGCUCUAUGAACGAGUCCAAGCUCCUGCGCCUCGCGAAGCAGUCUCCCCUCGAGCUAUGCCUCUUCCACCAAAAGUAUUUAUCGCGCAUUUAUCCUGCGGGAACGCGGCUUUCCUCCUCCAACUUCGAUCCUACGAUCUCCUGGAAUUUAGGAUCGCAGAUUGUCGCCCUCAACCUGCAGAGUAUGGGCCUUGCCACCAUGCUCAACCACGGCAGAUUUCAGGAGAAUGGCGGGGCACAUGGAGGUUAUGUUUUAAAGCCCCCUAUCCUCAGAAGCUCCCAGCAGCCGUUUGAUGCCGUUGCUGCCACUCCCACGGAGCCGCAGGCUCUCCACGUCACCAUUCGAGUCGUGUCUGCCCACCAGCUGCCUCGAACCAUCACAGGCGGGCGGAAGACGCGUUCUGCAGCUUUCAACAAGCUGACGAGCCGGAGCAAGCCUUUCCAAAAUCCGUUUGUGACUGUUUCUGUCCAUGGAUCCAGGAGAGACACUCGUAGCUUCAGGACGCCCGCCGUUUCCAACAACUCCUUCAAUCCAAGAUGGGCAAAUGAAGAAGCCACGUUCGAAUUUCUUGUAACACACCCCUCCCUCGCGCUCCUGCUCUUUCGGGUUUACACGGCUGAUGUGCGGCCGGAGAUGCUGUGUUUUGCCUGCAUGCCCAUCGACGCCAUCCGUUCGGGGCUACGCUGGCUGCCUCUCUAUGAUAGGGCCUUCCGGUUGCUGCGCUUCUCGGGGAUUUUAGUGUUUGUUCGGACGAUACAUGUUAAACAACCAGGUGAAGCAGCCUGCCUGCCUGCCUGCACUGUCGUUUAUUCUCGCUGUGUCCAGUGCGACUCCCACUGUGUGUCACCCUUGCGAUAUACAUCCACUCUGCACUCAGGGCUUCUUGCACUCCACAGAGGCUGCCAGUCUACUGGAAACGAGACGAACUCUUUAUACUUAUACACGCGUGCUCCUCUUACGUGCAUGCGUCUGCACCUGUAUCCAAAUCUACCUGUGGAGACUGGGAGAUACAUCUAG
Messenger RNA from Cyclospora cayetanensis, 2205 nucleotides. RefSeq names its product 1-phosphatidylinositol 4,5-bisphosphate phosphodiesterase gamma-2. Gene Ontology annotation, molecular function: phosphatidylinositol-4,5-bisphosphate phospholipase C activity. Lineage: Eukaryota; Apicomplexa; Conoidasida; Eucoccidiorida; Eimeriidae. The record is from RefSeq and is a predicted model, not a curated record. Gene Ontology annotation, biological process: phosphatidylinositol-mediated signaling; lipid metabolic process. The coding region runs from base 103 to 2205 and encodes 700 amino acids. The transcript is spliced from 17 exons.